AGAGAAAGCAUGGGAGCGCAAACCUCCAAACCCGCCGGGAAAGAGGACGUGGUGGCGGGGGAGCAGCCCGCGGAGGGAGCGGCCGUGGCGGCGAAGACCAACGGACAGGAGAAUGGCCACGCCAAAACCAACGGUGAUGCCUCUCCGACUGCGGAGGAGGCCAACAAGGCGGAUGUCCAGGCCAACGGCAGCACUCCAACCGAGGAGGCGCCCAAAGAAGGAGAGAAAGUAGAGGGUGCCGAGGCCAACGGAGAGAAGGAGCCCGCGGCCACAAACGGCGAAGCCUCUGCCAAGCCGGAGGAAGGCACUCCAUCCACCAGCGAGGACGGCAAGCAGAAGAAGAAGCGCUUCUCCUUCAAGAAACCCUCCUUCAAGCUCAGCGGCUUCACUUUCAAGAAGACCAAGAAGGAUUCUGAGGAGAAUGCCGAGGAAGGAGCAGCCGCCGCCGCAGAGCCAGUGGAGGGAGAGAAGGAGGCGUCAGAGGAGGCAGCCGCCGAGGAGGCCAAGCCAGCCGAGGCCGGUGAGGAGGGAGCCAAGGAGGCUGCAGCUGAGGAGCCGAAGCCAGUGGAGGAGGUGAAGGCAGAGGGAGAAGUAGCAGCAGCAGCCGCCGCAGGAGGUGCAGAGGAGAAACCGGCUGAAGCUUCACCCGCUGAGCCGGAGACGGCAGCCAGUCCGGAGGCCGCCCCUGCCGCCGCCGCCGAGUAA
Messenger RNA from Limanda limanda (common dab), 705 nucleotides. It is a transcript of the gene marcksb, whose product is annotated as myristoylated alanine-rich protein kinase C substrate b. Gene Ontology annotation, cellular component: actin filament bundle; cytoplasm; plasma membrane. Gene Ontology annotation, biological process: actin filament organization; central nervous system development. The record is from RefSeq and is a predicted model, not a curated record. Lineage: Eukaryota; Metazoa; Chordata; Actinopteri; Pleuronectiformes; Pleuronectidae. Gene Ontology annotation, molecular function: actin filament binding; calmodulin binding. Bases 10 to 705 code for a protein of 231 amino acids. The transcript is spliced from 2 exons.